Messenger RNA from Tigriopus californicus, 2364 nucleotides. Its product is annotated as DENN domain-containing protein 2C-like. NCBI's taxonomy places the organism in Eukaryota, Metazoa, Arthropoda, Copepoda, Harpacticoida, Harpacticidae. The transcript is spliced from 6 exons. The coding region runs from base 1072 to 2097 and encodes 341 amino acids. The record is from RefSeq and is a predicted model, not a curated record.
GGAUAAGCAGCAUGAUUACAAAAUCGUGCUGGUCAAGCGUCAUUGUCUUGAACACCUGAAAGAAAGUGAUUCCAAAUAAUGUCUUACGGUGCUUUAAUUCAAAGCUAUUAUAAAAGCUGUCCUAUGCCUAAAGAGGCACCCAUUAUUUUUAACCCAAAACGGUCCAUCUACCAACAUCUGAAGAAACGUUCACUUUCAAUCAAAAGAAGGAGCCUGCCCUCAAUGUCUUCAAUUAACAGUGGUCACUCAUCAACAACAAAGCUCCUCCCACUUGGAACUCAUGUUAGAUCGCAUCCUCCUUCUCUUUCUUCGCCCUCAUCUCCCUCAACACUCUCAUCAUCAUCAUCAUCAUCCUCGUCCAGAUCAGAGGAAGUCGGUUCUAGUAAAGAUAUCCUUGCUGUCUUUCUUUGUGGUAUUCAUCAUGACCAAUUGGUAGACAAGUAUAUCCCGUUUAUCAAGGAGAAAUAUCCUCCGGAGUGGAUUAUCCCCAAUGGAUUGGAGGAUCUAUGUUUUCCUGAUUCUGACUCUUGGUCUCCUCAUACACAAGCUUUCAGUGGUACUUACAACAUCAUCCUUACACAGCGCAAUGGAACAAGAAGUUUCGGAUUUUGUCGGAGGAUUAUACCUGAAGGAGAUUCGAUGUGCCUCCCAUUAGCAUUGUGUAUUCUCAGCAAACAAAGAGAUGAUAAGGAGCUCUAUUCAGAGGUAUGUAAGUACCCACCGACCUAUCUUUGUAUGGUGGAUCGAAAACCUCCCCAAACGAUUGCACCCAACCUCUGAGCAUUAAUCUUUUUGUAGGGCGUCCAAUCAUGAGGUUACAUUCUAUUCUUAGAAUUUGACAGAUAGAUGGCGUUCUAUUUUUUGCAAAUAUGGGCAGUGGCAGAUAGUAUUUAAACUUUAAUAUUUUUACAGAGACACAUUGAAUUUUGGACCCCAUUUAUCAUUUGGUUGCGAGUUCAUUAAAGCCUGCCUUUUAUCUGAUGGAUUUUUGAUCGCUUAGAGUUGCCCUAAAAAAUUGGGCUGAACUGCUGGCAAAACUCAACAUGUUUUUGCCCGCUAGCUCGUUUCAGGAUGCAAAUAUGGCACGAGAAAAAAAAGGUGCUCCAUCUAUUGUGCCUUGAAUAUGGUAAAGGAACCGACUUGAAACCAAUGCUUGAGGUUCUUCCUCAUCUCGACCAGGAAUCCCUCCGAGCUUACAAAGACAUGCAGAUGGGCAGCUUUCGCCCUGCCUGGAGCUUACCCGUCUCGUGCGGCUCUUCUCCCAGGACUCGAAACAGUGGUCGGAUCUCAUCCAGGAUAUCGCUCGAUCAUCUCCUUCUCCUGUUUUCGUCCGCAGUCCAAGAGAAGAAGAUUCUGCUUCUAUCUGAUAACAUCAGAGACCUAUGCGCAACUUUCGAUAGUCUUGAAGAUCUUCUUCAUCCCUUACUUUGGCAACAUCUCUUUAUUCCUGUGCUACCCAAAUCAAAAUGGGACAUUCUCGACGCUCCGACGCCUUUCCUUAUUGGUAUUUUGUUGUUGCCAAAUCCCUCUCAACAAGAUUGUGGGUCUAUGCCAAGUAAGGAAUUUGAAACUUGGACUCAGGCAUUACAGCCUCACUUGAUACAGGAAGAGGAUUGUUUAGUGGUGGCCCUGGCAAACAAUGGCCAUCGGGGAUCAAUUGCUUUAAAGACUCCCGGAAACGCUCUCGAUCUCCCUCUGCCCAGGCCUUUGCUGUUGAAGAUCCACAAGAACCUUUCUCGUCUUACAUGGACCGACUCCAGCUAUGAAGACAAGUUCAAAGUCCUCUCCAAAACCUUGGCAUCUUUUUUUUCGGAUUUGAUUGGAAAAACUCCACAUCAGUUUAUCAUACAAGAUUCUUGUCGGUCCCAGCCACACGUGGACUGCUUCUUUUUUUGCGUGGAACGUUUUCUUCAGGUCCAUGAGGAUUCUGAGUGCUACGAGUUCCUCGUAUUCUUUGUGCGGACAGCCCUUUUUGUAGACUGGAUCAGAAAAACAUGCCACAUUUCAUCGAAUAUCGAUCUUAAAAGUACACCAGGCAUUUGCUGGACCAAGGCGAAAGAACGAGAGGAGGAAAGCAACAGGAGAAAGCCAAUAUAAUCAGCAAUAUAUCUAUCGAAAUAGUGCGACGCACUGCAUCAAGUAUUAUGCCAUGAGGCAGCAAUUACUGCUCCAAGAUUCCGAACAAGACAUGAAGCCUUGGUACACCGGCAUUUUUGUUGAUGAUAUGUGUAAUCCCUUAUCAGGAACGGAUUUUGUCAGCUUGAUCGUGCGAGUGAUUUGAGUCACAUCCAUUUGAGCCAAAACGCCCAUCGAUUGAAGUUAUUCCAUCUCUAAUUUGAGAUUAAAAUCAUGAAGAAUCUCGAA